GGGGAGAGCGGCUGAGGAGGGAGCUGAGGUGGAGGACUUAAGUGGGUCCCAGCAAAGAACGUGAAGCCCUACCACACAUCAAAGCUCGCUGACACCCUCACAUCAGCCAGUACUUCCACAAGCACAAACCAAGAAGCAAGCACCCAGACCUCAGCUGCGCAGAAUCAUCAGGGGAAAGUGAUAUGCCAGGAACAGCUCAAGAAAAGAAUGAAGUUUUAUCGUUUGCGCGUGUGCAUGUUGCUUUUGUUCUAGUUUUUGUAGUGAAGCUUUACCUGUAAGUCAACCAAAGACGAAUGUCUGGGUUGCUUUAGCCAAGUCUGCAGGCUCUGAUACCAUCCGUCUAUCUGACACAAGCCCUGACAAACCUUUUUCAACCUGUUUAGUUGGAGUACCUCUUCCAGAAGGUUUUGAUAAUGUUACUCUUGACAAAUACUGGCCAUAUGAUGAUCAUCACGUAUCUCCAACUCCUAGCCAGAGGCACCAAACUUAUAUUGAUAAUUCUAAAAUUGAUAACUCUGACCUUCAAGAGCUAGAAAUCCUAGGCUCAUUAACUAUGGACACCUGCUACUUCUUUCAUUUCCUAGGUGAAGACGGCCCUUAUUUAAACGUUACCCCUUACCACCCAGUUUAUAGCAAUAUAACUUCUUGGUGCAAUCAAACUAAGCUUCUCAUAUAUGAUGAGCCUCACGCAGAUCGUUUUAACAAACUUCCUAUUCAAUUUCCUAAAGGAAUUUGGCUCAUCUGUGGAGACAGGGCCUGGCAAGGUAUACUUUCAAAAAUAGAUGGUGGCCCUUGUGCCAUGGGGCAACUUACAAUAAUUGCUCCUAGUGUGAAAAGGGUAGUCAAAAAGAAAAGCAGGAGGAUUAGAUCCCCCUGGGGACAUCAAUAUGAGAGCGACUGUGAUAGUGAUUUUCACCCUUGGAACUCAGGAAAAUCAACUCUUAUAAGCAUUUUUCUACCUCAGAUAAGUUCCUCGAUUGCAUUGAAACAGUUAAACAAAUUAGGGUGUUGGCUCGGUAAAGAAGUAAAUGCUACUUCUACUAUAAUCAGUGAUUUGCUAACAGAUGAAGAAGCCGUGAAACAUGCCACUUUACAAAAUAGAGCUGCUAUUUACUUUCUUUUACUAGCACAUGGACAUGGCUGUGAAGAUUUUGAAGGAUUAUGUUGUAUGAAUCUGUCUGACCAUUCUGUUUCCAUUCAUAAACAGCUACAAAAUCUGAGGGAUUUAGCUAACCAAAUUACAACAGAUAACCCAUCCUGGCUAGACAAUUUGUUUGAUGGUUGGAGCUUUGCACCUUGGCUAGAGGAACUUUGUAAAGUAGGUUUGAUUAUUCUAAUAGUGAUAACUGUAGUUUUAGUAGCAGUACCCUGUAUACUUCAGUGUGUGCAGAAGAUAAUGAGUAAGACAGUAUCUAAUAUCUUAGUUGUUCAUCAGAACGGGGGAGAUGUUGGGGAAGAUGAAAUAGCAAAGCCCUAUAAAUAUGAUGGCCUGGCAAAAGAGUCAGAAAAUACAGGUUUUGAGAUGAAAACAAGGUUUGAAAUACCAAACCUUAAUUACUGAGCAUCUCGAAAACAAUAAUACAGCCAAGCUGAAAGCAAUCCCCCUUUCUGAUAGAUCCAAAAGUCAAAUGGAAUGUCCUGUCUCACCCCCAAUGUAUGGUUCAUCCCAUACCUGUAACUCUCCCCUGAAGUAUCAGGUGUCUGUAACCCCAUUGGCCCAAGUCCUGUCCCAGCCCACCUUGAAGCCCCCUGAUAAGGUGUGGCCAAGGGACCAGACUUCCUCUUGGACCUUCCUCUUGGGACGCUCACCUGGGACUUGUUCCCUCUCUCUCUCUCUCUCUCUCUCUCUCUCUCCCCGCUCUCCCUGGGUCUAACACAAGUUGCGGCUGGCAACUCCAAGCCGGGCCCUUCAUCCUUUACAAUAAACCAUAUGUUCUAAAGACCUGGCUUCAGAGAUCCUUCAGCACCACCCAUCCAAACCGUCCUGGAGCCCAGCAGUCCCCGCAGCGGGGAGAAGAAGAAGCACGGAGUUUGUUACCAGAGACUGCACUCACUGCUGCCCAGUCUGCUGGAACACAGAACUCCACGGUGUUGUCUGGGCACGGACGGGGCAGAACACCGCGCUCCUUUGCUUUUUAGUUACUUUAGCUAGCUGGGGCAGUCCAAGUUUUCCCUCGACUGGUUUUCUUUCCCUUUUCUUGGAUCCGUUCGAACCUGCUCUGGACCGGAACCUGGGGAAGCACCGAGAGCUUGCACUUUGUGGCCCACGGGGGGCUACUCUGGGCAGCAGCCUUUCCCAGUGCCAGAGGGACUGAAAACAGAGCCACCAUCCACCGGAGAGAUUUUCUGAAUCUGUCAUCUCUUCAGAGCGACAAAUGAGUUUUGUCAUCUGGUCUUGUUCAU
Vidua chalybeata is the source of this 2403-nucleotide messenger RNA. RefSeq lists its product as uncharacterized. The transcript has 2 exons. The record is from RefSeq and is a predicted model, not a curated record. Bases 554 to 1561 code for a protein of 335 amino acids. NCBI's taxonomy places the organism in Eukaryota, Metazoa, Chordata, Aves, Passeriformes, Viduidae.